AUGAUGCACUUCACCAAAUCUUCCCUUUUGGCUGCAGCGCUUCUUCUCGACUCUGGAAGUUGUCAACACCAUCCUCUAAGGAUCCCACCUGUACCAAAGAACAGCAGUCAUGUACCAAAUGACCUGCAGUCAAUCUCUAUCGAGUUUGCAUUCUUUCCAGACUAUGCAGGCAACAAGUCUCGGCCAAAUCAUUUCUCCAAGAAUUUGCUGCACAAUCUCAAGUCCAUCACCGGAGUUGCACCGAAAGUGCGAGUUGGAGGAACCUCACAGUGGGCAACCCCUUCUGGCCUUCUGGUCUUCUGUUCUUCUGGUACUGACAAGCUUCUUACAAGGGAUCACUCAACCUAUUACCCCGAGCAGGAAGACAACAUUCAGCUCAUCUAUCAGAACCCUGGCGAUGAUCAACCGAUCCAGAUCAACUACGGACCCGGCUUUUUUGAGUCCUAUCACACUCUGGGCGAGAUAAAGUACUUGCAUGGACUAAACAUGAAUCAGAACACCUCCACUAAGCAACUCGAGAUUUCUACUAUGGAUGCUUGCACUGCUAUCGGAUCCCAACUGCAUCUCCUGGAGUUAGGAAACGAAUUCAACUUUGCUCCUGGGAAAUACCGUGCUGCCAACUACUCGCUCCUUGAUUAUGCCAAUGAAUGGAACAGCAAGGCAGAUAUUGUGAAGGCUGCGGCGGAGAAAGCUUGUCCAGGAUCCUUCCCAGGGUUCAUGGCGCCUAGCCUUGUCUUGCUCGACUUAAUUGUCAACACUACCUGGACCGCUGAGGAAUUGUACACGCUGGGUUACGAUAAGCAUAAUCUGACUAGAGAGCUGUGCUUCCACAAUUACAUGGGAAAGAAAGAAUCCCCAGAUCCUCCUGCGCAAUUUGAUCUCCAACGUACACUGAUGAACCACACAAGCAUCGUUCAAAAUCUCCAGCAGCAGAUCCAGCGUUCGCAGAACCUGGCAUACCUCGGUCUCCCCUACACCCUCGGCGAACUGAACUCAAUUGCGAAUCAGGGCCGAAACGGAGAAACCAAUGUAUUUGGCGACGCCCUGUGGCUAGUGGAUUUCUCCCUAUGGGCAGCUGAACAUCAGGGUAUGAAACGCCUUCAUUUCCACCAAGGCCUGAAAUAUCGAUAUGCAUCAUGGCAGCCAAUGGCGAUCGAGGGCGUGCCCCCAACGACAAGACCGCCAUACUACGGCCAAAUCAUGGUCGCAAGCGCCAUUGGACACUCCCGAGACACUCGUAUCGUCAACAUUCCCCUCGCGGAAGAUACUGAGUCCGCAUAUGCGAUCUAUAACGGCGCGCGGUUAUCGAAGCUUGUUGUAACCAACCUGCGGGCCUUCAAUCAGACGAGUCGCACCCGUCCGUCCAGGAAGUAUGAAUUCACACUGCCUGAACGGUAUCAAAGCGCUAAGGUUGAGCGUCUCAUUGGUCCUGGCAGCGAUGCGGUGGGGAAUAUCACUUUCGGGGGCAUUUCGUAUGACCAUGCACUUGCUGAGGGGAAACCUGUUCGGCUGCAUGACGGGGAGAGGUCAGGGAUCAAGCAUGGCGCGUUGACGGUCAAUGUUCCCGAUUCAUCUGCCGUCCUUGUCACUCUCGAAUAG
This is a messenger RNA of Penicillium brevicompactum, 1599 nucleotides long. Its product is annotated as glycosyl hydrolase family 79 C-terminal domain-containing protein. The transcript is spliced from 4 exons. The record is from RefSeq and is a predicted model, not a curated record. NCBI's taxonomy places the organism in Eukaryota, Fungi, Ascomycota, Eurotiomycetes, Eurotiales, Aspergillaceae. Bases 1 to 1599 code for a protein of 532 amino acids.